CUGUCUGUCAGUUUGGAUCCUGCUGGAGAGUGUUGGAUGGUCCCAGGUCUCAGAAAAUACUCCUGUGAGUUCUCUCUGGACCCAAACACAAUUCACAGAAAACUCAAAUGGUCUGAGGACAAACAGGGAGUCACCUGGGAAUGGGAGGAGCAGCUGUAUCCAGAUCAUGAGGACAGAUUCACAAGCCAGACUCAGGUCCUGAGCUCCACUGGCCUGAGGGGGCGCUGUUACUGGGAGGUGGAGUGGAUCGUGGGGGUUGAUAUCGCAGUGAGUUACAGAAGAAUCAGACGGAGAGGAACAGGAAGGGAGGGUAAAUUUGGAGAAAAUGAUCAGUCCUGGAGUCUACAGAUUUAUUAUGGACAAUACAGCGUCCACCACAACAACAUAGAAAAAGACAUCUACAUACCAGGAAGACGUCCAUCAGUAGAUGAUGUGUCCUCUGGCAGAGUGGGUGUGUUCCUGGACACUGAGGCUGGAUCUUUGUCCUUCUAUGAUGUCCUCUAUGAUGGAAAACUGAUCCAUCUCUACACCUUCACCUCCUCCUUCACUGAGCCUCUGUUCCCUGGGUUUGGCCUGUGGGACGAUUACAGUUCAGUGUCUGUGGUGAAAGUGAAAACACAGUGACAUAAAAGAAGGACUCUGUGUAACUUUAUGACUUUGUGAAGUGUGUGUGGUGGGGAUGGGGCUGAGCAGUGCAGAGUUUUGUAAAUGUCGACAACUGUUUGAGAUUUCAAGUUUAUCAUGUAAUUCAUCACAUUUUUCUUGUGUUUUUGGACACUUGACUAUGGGAAAAUAAAAAACAAAAAUAAAUAAAAAAAAAUAUAUUGCAUU
Molecule: messenger RNA, 831 nt
Organism: Boleophthalmus pectinirostris (great blue-spotted mudskipper)
Lineage: Eukaryota; Metazoa; Chordata; Actinopteri; Gobiiformes; Gobiidae
Product: tripartite motif-containing protein 14-like
Exons: 3
Coding region: 37-624 (195 amino acids)
Molecular function (GO): protein binding
Source: RefSeq, a predicted model, not a curated record